AUGGUCGGUGCCGGUGUCGUGACAGAGGAGGCCCUUGACCCCCCUCCGCCUCCCCCACGUCUUUUUGAACGCCUGCGCCAAAUUGCCGGCUAUACCUGGGACGAAUCUAUUCACCCUAUUCACUCGACAUACGACUACUGGUACGUCUUUGGGACUCGAUUUGUGCCACAGGCCCCGACACCUUCCACCUCGUCGCAUCACACACCGAGCUCUACACUGCCAGGCAAGCUGCGGCCCUCCACCUCGGACCAUGCCGGCCAACAAACUCCGACAUAUACCCAGGACGGCGACCCCCUCCCCUCGCCUUCCAGCUUCCCGCGCCCGCCCUCCACCGCCUCCUCUACCUCUGCUACCGAGUCCUCCUACGCCGAAGAGCCCAUCGUCGCCCGCAUAUCCUACCAUACCGUCCGCGAGGAGCGCGCUUUUCAAAUAAGCAAAACCUUCUUGGCCAAGGCCGAUCCCCACGCCCACCACAUUGUCAAGCCCAUCGAUCUCAUAAGGCUGCCACCUACCUCGGGCGAUCGUGGUGCCCUGGUCGUCACCGUCUGCCACCGUCUCGGCCCCAACUACCUCUUUGAUGUACUCGAUAUGGGCCCCGCCCUCUACAGGGCACGUAAGGAUGGCGAGUCCUUUCACUCUUACUCCGAGUUCGAAGCUGUGCCCAAGCAGGCUAUUAGCUUGGAAAGCUUUCUUGAUUUCGCUAUAGGCGCCGCAGAGUGCCUCGAGAUCCUCCACCAUCACCACGGUAUGAUCCACGGCGAGAUUCGUGGCGAUGCCUUCCACUUCAACGCCGAGACGGGUCGUGUUCGAAUUGUGUCUUUUGGCUCGGGAUUGCGAUCUUUUGAGCAUGGCCUGACUAGCACCGGCUGGUCGACUCUGUCCAAGGAAAUAGGCGCCAAAAAUAAGCUCCUCUACAUAAGCCCCGAGCAGACGGGCCGCAUGCCCGCUGAGCCCGAUAGUCGCACCGACAUCUACUCCCUCGGCGUGCUAUUUUGGACUUUACUCGCCCGACAGCCUGUAUUUAGCGGCGACAGCCCCCUCGACAUCGUCCAGGGCGUUUUGAACAAGAAAAUUCCCAACGUCACCACUAUUCACAUGGGCGUCCCUGACAUCAUUGGACGCAUCAUUCAAAGGUGUACUGCCAAAAAUGUGGCUGACCGCUACCUCUCCGCCAGUGGAUUGCGCCACGAUUUACUUUUGGUGCAGGAGUAUCUUGGUAAAGGAGAUGUACAGGCUCUUGCUGACAUGCAGCUUGGUACCAACGAUGUAGCGUCUUUUUUCCUUUUGCCCACGGUCAUGAUUGGCAGAGACAAGGAGAGGAAUGAGCUGCUUCGUGUCAUUGACCGCGUAUCCAGAAGUCACUCGAUACACGCCGUGGGCCCUCAUCCUAAAUCCUCCGACGGCUCUAGCUUCCUCAACGACGUCCUUCUCGCCGAUGACGCCUCUAGUGAAGGCGCUAGUUCCACUGGUGACGGCCACACCCGCCGAAGCGGCUCAUUCACCCAUGCCUCUAUUAGCGAUCAAAAGACGUUCAAGACCAGCUUUCAGUCCUCGCUGCCGGCCGAUUCGCACAAUUCCGACAGUGCCUCCACCUCACACUCGACCAACACCGUCCCAGCGCCUCGUAUUACCCGUCGCUGGGAGCGUCACCAGUCCAUGUCAAACGACACUCACUCGGCUGCCGAUAGCUCUGCCUAUGACGGAAGCCGUCACGGUGGUGUGGAUUCUGGGGCGUCCACCUUGUCUCGACAUCUCGGUACGGCCAAAUUCAGGCGUAGGGGUCAAUGCGAAGUCGUUGUCAUCGAGAGCGCUGGUGGCAUGGGCAAGAGUUGUUUGAUACAAUCUGUACUGCCUGAUAUUCGCAGACGUGGAUAUUGUGCCACGGCGAAAUUUGACUCGGCUAGAAGAGCUGCACACGGUCCUCUCAUUAAGCUCCUGUCCUCGCUCUUUAAGCAAGUCUGGGGUGAGAGAAACACAGACACGCCGUUCCACCAGGCGCUGAAGCAGUACGUCCGCCCCGUCUGGCCCACGCUGCAUAAAAUUCUGGGUCUGCCCGAGUUUCUACUAGGCCCGGCAGAUACCGUAGCAUCUCGUACCAUUUCGUUGUCGCAGAAUCCGGCGCUACGGAAUACCAAUCGUGGUGGCAAGCGCAGAGGCUCCUCACCAGGUAUAUCACCCAGCCCCUCCGCUGGCGUCCCCAGUAUGGCUUCCCAGACGGCCCAUGAUUUUUUGCGUGCUGGUGUCUCGACAAAGACGAAACGAUUCGUCAACACCUUUCUCGACGUUUUGCGCGUCUUUACACACUACAAGCUUAUAUGCUUCUGCCUGGAGGACCUCAACUUUGCUGAUGAAGAGUCUCUGGAGCUUAUUUCACAAAUCAUCUCCUCGCGUAUGCGAAUGGUCAUUAUACUCACGCAUCGGCCCGAAGAACUCUCAGCCGACAAGAUGCAGAGCGUAGUGUCACCCCCCGAGAUUCAAGAACUGCCCAAGAGUAGUCGACCAACCGUAACGAAGCUGAGAUUGGCCCCAUUGACGGAAGCCGAGGUCUUGAAAUAUGUCGCCACAACACUGGCAAGACCAACCGACGACAUACUGUCACUCGCCAUGGUCAUCCAGGCCAAGACGGCUGGCAAUCCGUUCUAUAUACGAGAAAUGCUCAGCAUAUGUAACCGCAAGCGAUGCAUCUGGUACAACUAUCGCGACUCGCAAUGGCACUAUGACCCAGACAAGAUAUUUGCCCAGUUUCAGGGCGAAAAAGACUUUGACGUGCUCGACACCGAUUUUAUUACCCGACGACUCAACGAACUGCCUGCCGCAGCUCGCGCCGUCCUUGCCUGGGCUGCUCUCAUUGGGAGCUCGUUUUCUUUUAGACUCAUUUGCCGUUUGAUGAGUGGCGAGUUCGACUUUGAUGACGGAACUACACUUUGCGCUCUCGACUCCCCAAUGCAAAGUAAAUACACAGAAGGCGAGGCUAUUGAGGGUCUGCAGGCGGCUGUGCAAGCCUACAUUCUUGUGCAGAGUGAGGAUGAGGAUCGUUUUCGGUUCGCACACGACCGCUACAUACAAGCCUCCUCGGGCCUGAAAGAAUGCAACGAGCAAAAGAUGCACUUUGUCAUUGCGCAAACGCUAAUGAAAUAUUAUGCUGACAAUCCAAGGGAACGGACUGGAGCUGCUAGUCACAUCUGCAAGGCGGUCCCUUUGAUCAAGGCGCGCGUCCCGGAACGAGAGCAUUUCCGCAAACUCCUCACAGAUUGCGCCCAAGAUGCCGUCGAGAAUGGAGCCCGUCCAACGGCUUCCAAAUACUAUAGCAAGGCACUCCAAUUGCUGCAACCUAAUCCAUGGGAGUCGGAAAAUACCGAUGUCAGCUAUGACGAAACUCUUCGAUUAUACCUGCGCACGGCCGAAUGCUAUCUCUAUAUGAGCAAGCUAUCCAAGGCCAACGAUUUACUGACCAUCAUCUUUGCCAACGCCAAAACCCCAUUGGACAAGGCUCCGGCCUACAUCUUGCAGUCCCGCAUCUUUGCGCAAAACGGCAACUCAAUGGCUGCUCUGAUUUCACUCAAAGAUUGCAUGUCUACCAUUGGUGUCGAAGUGGAACGAGAGCCAACAUAUGAAGCGUGCGAUAAAAAGUUUGGGGCGCUGGCGACGAAGAUCAAGUCAAUGGACCGCUCCAAAAUCACAACUGCCCAGCAGAGCUACGACCAGGUCAUGACGUCAAUUGGCGCCGUGUUGUCUGAAUGUCUGAGUGCUGCCUGGUGGAGCGACUGCUUGGAGUACUACUAUCUCACCCUGGUCAUGCUUGAUACCCAUCUCACUCGGGGGGCAUUCCCGCAGUCUGGCAUGGCAUUCCUGAACAUGGGGGUCAUAGCUCUCUGUCGCUUUUCAAUGGCAGAGUUUGCAGUUGAGCUCGGUAUCAUGUCACAGGAUCUGCUCUACGAUGGGCGCGACAUGUUUUCCAUUGCUCGCGGUCAAAUGCUUCAUACAUGUUUUCUUGCGCACAUUCAUUGCUCCUUGCCGCUCGCCGUGGCGCAAACUGAAGACGCCGUCGAAUUGGCUUCCGUGGGAGGGGAUCGAAUGUCGACUAUUCUCAGCUAUGGACUUACUGCUCAUGCCAAGUUCUUUGCGAGCGAAAACCUUGAUGACCUGGAGAGCUACUGCCAAUUUGCAUGCGAAGAGAUUCCUACCUGGCUGUCUGAUACAAGAGGUGGUGUCAUGAUUGUGGCUAUUCGCCAAACAUGCCGCGCUCUUCAAGGCAAGACUCGCGUGAACGAUGCUAUUGAUAUCAUGUCUGAUGACCAGCACAACGGUCCUCGAUACAAGAAGUGGCUCAUGACGCAGGAGCAAGAGAGCAAUCGUGCCAUUCUUCUAUACGAAAGUGUUGAGCUGGUCAAUUUGUUCUUAUACGGGCAUUAUGAAAGAGCCGUUGAACUAGGCAGAAAAUGCUUCAAUCACCUGAAUGCCAUUUGGUCUGCACGCAACAGCCGGCUCAUUGUGCUGUUUUACGGUCUAGCCCGGGCUGGACAGCUUUUGAGACAGAUGCAAGAUCCGCGCUCGCCAACGGCCAACUUUUCAGCGCAGACACAGGAGAUCGUCAAGGAAAUGCAGGGCUUCGUCGACAAGAUUAAGCAGUGGUCAGCAGUGUCAGACAUCAACUAUCUCUGUUGGUCACGGCUGCUAGAGGCACAGAUAGUGGAGCUGGUUGGAGAUCAUGGCGAAUCGGUGCAGCAUUAUGAAGAGGCACUUGAUCAUGCCAGUGAGCAUGGGUUCGUCUUUGAAGAGGCGCUGGGCAAUUAUCUCAUGGCUGGAUUCUUCCUUCGCCGGCGUGCGAGACGAUCCGCACGAUCCGCCCUGCUCGAAACCGUCGGACUCUAUCGUCAGCUGGGUGCUACCGGAGUAGCCAGAGCCAUUGAGGAAGAGCACUCUUUGCUGCUUCGCGGACCUACCCGAAGCCACCAGACAGCCGACGCAGCAAUUCAGACAGAUUUUGUGUCGGACGCCACGUCGGACCAGUAUCCUCACGCGGAUGGAGAGGACGACCACGAGCUUUCACGAGUCAAUUCUCAUACUCUUAUGCAGGCCAAAGGCGACAGGAUAGGAGCCUGGCGCGGUUCCAUGACUAUGCAAAAUGACGAUGUGUCGGGGCUCCCCACGCUCGACAUGAUUGACCUGCAUGCCAUUCUGGUUUCUUCCCAGGUCAUUUCCUCCGUCUUGCAGGUUGAUGAGCUGCUCAAGACUAUGUGUGAUGUCAUUCUACAGACUUGCGGCGGCUCGGCGACUCUGGCGGCUAUUGUAGUGCAGGAUCCUGAUGGAGACGGCAAUUCGUGGUGCAUUGCUGCCAGCGGUGAUCCCGAAAAAGGCGCGUCUGCACACAACCCGGGACUUCCACUUGCCGCAAACUCAUUAAUUGCGGACAACGUCGUGCUGUACUGCACACGCUUCCGCGAAGCUGUUUUCAUCCCUGACCUCAGCGUUGAUGAGCGUGUAGGCAACGUCAACGACACGUGGCUGCAAAAGAAUCCACUUGGAAGAUCCAUCAUUGCCAUUCCCAUUACGCACGGCGACAAGCCACUUCUUGGUGUUUUAUAUAUGGAGGGCGAGCCUCGAUCAUUUACAGAUCGCAAUGUUACUGUGCUCCAGCUAUUAGUCAACCAACUGGCCAUCAGCUAUUCCAACGCCCAUACUAUGAAGAAUCUCGAAAAAGUGUCAGCAGAAAACCGGCUGAUGGUGUCUGUCCAACGCCAGGCGCUGGAAAAGGCGAUCGAGGCGGAAACCAAGGCCAAAGAUGCUGAAGCCGAAGCCAACCGCAACGUCAAACUCGCAGAAGAGGCGGCCAAGGCAAAGUCCAUUUUCUUGGCCAACGUGUCACACGAGCUUCGCACGCCCCUCAACGGUGUCAUUGGCAACUCUGAGCUGCUCCGGGAUAGUGACUUGAAUAGGGAGCAGCUGGAGAUGGCCGACUCGAUUCGAGUGUCUGCUGAUCUUCUUCUGACUGUCAUCAACGACAUUCUCGACUUUUCCAAGAUGGAGGCGGACAAGAUGAAGCUCUACAUUAUCGCCUUUAACCCUGAAGAGAUGGUUCGCGAGGUCGUCCGUGCUGUAUCGUAUAGCAACCGUGAGAAGACGUCCAAGAAGAAUGUCAAGAUCAUCCAAGAUAUCAACUUGCCAUCGAUGCUGAUUUAUGGAGAUCCGAUUCGCCUCCACCAAGUUUUGGGUAAUCUAAUUGGCAACAGCCUGAAGUUUACAGAGGACGGUUCCAUCACGAUUGGAGCUCGCUUAGACUCGGAAACGGCCAAGAGUGCGACUCUCACCUUUUGGGUACGAGACACGGGCAUCGGCAUCCAUCCACAGCAGCUCGCGAAGCUGUUCCAGCCAUUUAGUCAAGCCGAUGCUGGAACGGCGAGAAAGUAUGGAGGCAGCGGUCUCGGUUUGAGCAUCUGCAAGUCUCUGAUUGAGGUGAUGAUGAAGGGCAAGAUCCGGCUGGAUAGUGAAGAGACGGUCGGCACAACAGCCUGGUUUACAGUCGUUUUUGAGAAGACGGAGGCGGAUGUUUCGGCUGGCGAUGCGCUGGCCAAAUCGUCGCCGCCGAUUGAUCGAUACUCGAGCCUGCCGCCGAGUUUCGAGCGGGCAAUUGUUUCGCAUCCGCCGAUGAAUCUGUCCAAGCUCGCAACCGAAGAUAUCCGCAUCUGCAUUGCUGAAGACAACCCAAUCAAUCAAAAGAUUGCCAUUCAGUAUGUGAAGCGACUGGGCUACUGCAACGUUGUGGCGUAUGAAAACGGCAUGAAGGCGAUUGAGGGUCUACGCGCCAAGGCAAAGGAUGGACAGCCGUACCACAUUAUCCUCAUGGAUGUCAUGAUGCCUGUCUUGGAUGGCUACGAAGCUACGAAGCUUAUUCGCAAGGACCCUAUCGAGGCUGUUCGAAAAGUCCUCGUCAUUGCCAUGACGGCUUCGGCGAUUCAGGGCGAUAGAGAAAAGUGUCUGGCGGCGGGCAUGAAUGACUACCUUGCCAAGCCGGUGCGCGCCGAUGUUUUGAGGCGGAAGCUGGACGCCUAUGUCAAUGCGCCAGAGCAUGCAUUCCCGACACCGUCGCCGAGCCCGCUGGAAUUCUCGCAAGCCGAAUAUGACGCGAGAGUCAAGAUGAUGGCGGAAUCUGGCAGCGAGCAGACAUUGAGCGGCCAAGGCUCGCCGACGGACGCCAGCAUGGACCCGAUGGAGGAGGGCGCUGUAUUUAACCAGCCGCUCAACUCGGAGGGGCUACACGCGUGCGACAGUCCCAUUUUUGGCUCUUCGACGCCGUCAUUUCCGUUGCGCAGCCGGUCCGCCCACAGCUCCAUCUCGACGAAUCCCAGUUUAUCAAAUCUGUCCAGCGACAAGAAAGAGGGCAGCGGCGGGCGGGCAAGUGCCGAUGACAAUGGAAAGUCGACGGCAGCAGACAAGAAUGCCACCUUGACGAAUGGCCAGAGGGACAGUUGA
Messenger RNA from Beauveria bassiana ARSEF 2860, 7470 nucleotides. RefSeq names its product putative histidine kinase HHK1p. The record is from RefSeq and is a predicted model, not a curated record. Gene Ontology annotation, molecular function: histidine phosphotransfer kinase activity; ATP binding; protein binding. The transcript is spliced from 2 exons. Gene Ontology annotation, biological process: phosphorelay signal transduction system; protein autophosphorylation. The coding region runs from base 1 to 7470 and encodes 2489 amino acids. NCBI's taxonomy places the organism in Eukaryota, Fungi, Ascomycota, Sordariomycetes, Hypocreales, Cordycipitaceae.